GUUUUGUUUUGCCGGCGAAAGCGUGGUUAUUUCUUGUUUUAUUUGUUUGUCUGUGUAUUUUCUAUUUGUUUGACAAAUAAUUAUUGGAAAGCGAGGGCUUUAAGCACGAUGGAGGAAACAGCGCGUGUGAAACAGGAAGCCGAGUGGACUCUUGAAGUGACGGUGAAGGUUGAAGCAGACACUGCAGAGGAAGAGGAGUGUGCGGACGACGUGGCCGGGUGCGGAGUGAGCGCGGCGGCCCUGCUGGCCGGGCUGUACGCGGGCCACGAGGUGAAGGACGAGCUGGUGCUGGGCCCGGAGCGCCCGCACCGCCCCGUACUCGCCCCGGUGCCGAGAGACACCGCCGGCUGGCACGCCACUCCGCCACACGCAGACUCGGACACUGAACAAGGAGUACACCACACUCCUGACUACGACAGAGAGCCGGUGUGCGACCUGUGCGGACACCGCUUCCACUCCAAGGCUGAGUUGCUGCGCCACGUGGCGGUGCACAUCCAUGUGCCGAUGAGCGUGGAGUGGGCAGCGGGCAGGCUUGAGGUGGCAGUCGCAGUCCGCGCGCCCGCUGCUGUCUCCGCUGCGGCGGGGCGGGGGCGGCCUCCCCGGGACAAACACGCGCGCGCUCACCCCACCACACCACCCUCCACGCGUUCCACCCGAGCACACACACACUCCCGACCGACGACACGCGACUGUACAACAUCUAGCGAUAGACUCUUCGAGUGUAACGAUUGUGGGUACAAGUGCACGCAGAAAUCGACAUUAUUGACUCACAUGAUGAUUCACACUGGCGAGAAACCGUUCAAGUGUAAGCACUGUCACUACUGGACCCGGCAGCUAGAGUCCCUGCGAACUCACGAAAUGAGACAUGCCGAUGAAACCGCGUUUAAAUGUAACGACUGCGAGUACGCGUGCAUGAGCAAGGCGACCUUAAUAGAUCACCUGAGGAAACACACCGGCGACAAACCGUUCAGGUGUGAGCGCUGUAACUAUAGAACCCAUCGUGCGGCUGCCUUAAGCGAUCACGUGAAGACACACGCUGAGGAAAAGCCGUUCGACUGUAGUGUCUGCGGCUACAAGUGCAAAACCAAGAAAAGCCUCCAGCGUCAUCAAACGACGCACUCCGACCUGAAGCCGUUCCGGUGUCGUUAUUGCGAAUACAAGUGCCGGCGGAAGAGGUACCUGCGCUUCCACGAGAUGAAGCACACUAGGGAGAAGACAGCUCAGUGUAGAUAUUGUGAAUACAAGUGCACACAUGAAAUAACUUUAAGAAAUCACGAGAAGAGCCACACUGAGAACAAACUUUUUCAGUGUAGAUAUUGUAAAUGCAAAUGCGAGAAUGUUGUAGAGUUACGUAAUCAUAUGAUGACCCAUGACAAGGAGAGGCCUUAUCAGUGUAGUUAUUGCGAGUACCGGUGCACGCGGAAAUCAAACCUACGAGAUCACGAGACGACUCACACAGGGGAAAAGCCUUUUCAGUGUAGUUAUUGCGAGUACCGGUGCAGGUUGAAAUCAUAUCUACGAGACCACGAGAUGACUCACACUGGGGAAAAGCCUUACCAUUGCAGUGUUUGUGGGUUCUGGUGCAGGCAGAGAUCAAAUCUACGAGACCACGAGAUGAAACUCACUAGGGAAAAACCUUUUCAGUGCCGUUUCUGUGUGUACAAGUGCAAGCGGAAAUAGUACAUUACGAUACAAGUGCGUAAAAAAGGAAGUUCGAAACGAGUGGCGAUAAAUUAAAACACGACCGAAGGGAGUGUUUUAAAUCGACACGAGUUACGAAUUUCCUUUUCGCACGUGUAUCGUACGACGUUGUCUUGGUGUGGACGUACGGGCUCUCUGGGGCUGUUUCACGUUUAGUUAUACCAAAUACCUAUAUAACUUCGUAAAGACCGAUAAAGUCUAAGAAAAAAACGUACCCCAAAACCAACUGAAAAAGGUACGGUGAGCUAGAUGGCGAUACACCUUUUAUUUGGGAUACGCUCGGCUAG
Leguminivora glycinivorella is the source of this 1988-nucleotide messenger RNA. Its product is annotated as gastrula zinc finger protein XlCGF26.1-like. Lineage: Eukaryota; Metazoa; Arthropoda; Insecta; Lepidoptera; Tortricidae. The coding region runs from base 109 to 1680 and encodes 523 amino acids. The record is from RefSeq and is a predicted model, not a curated record. Gene Ontology annotation, biological process: regulation of transcription by RNA polymerase II. Gene Ontology annotation, cellular component: nucleus. The transcript has 4 exons. Gene Ontology annotation, molecular function: DNA-binding transcription factor activity, RNA polymerase II-specific; RNA polymerase II transcription regulatory region sequence-specific DNA binding.